Lasiodiplodia theobromae is the source of this 2532-nucleotide messenger RNA. Its product is annotated as Peptidoglycan binding domain containing protein. The coding region runs from base 1 to 2532 and encodes 843 amino acids. The transcript is spliced from 6 exons. The record is from RefSeq and is a predicted model, not a curated record. Lineage: Eukaryota; Fungi; Ascomycota; Dothideomycetes; Botryosphaeriales; Botryosphaeriaceae.
AUGGCGAACGGAGAUCCUUUGACGUUGAAAAGGCCGAAGAAGUUGAUAAUUUGCUGCGAUGGAACAUGGAUUGACAGCAACAACAGCAAGCUCGAGAACAACGGCUCCCACGCUCAUCCCAAAUUGGAGGUGCAGGACCCGUCCAAUGUGACGCGCAUUGGCCGGGCGCUCCCGGUCUCGGACUCGCAGCAGCGGCCACAGAUUGUCUUCUACCAGGCGGGCGUCGGCACGGGGCCCAACCUGGUUGAAAAGCUCGUGGGCGGCGGCACGGGGAGCGGGCUGUCGGAGAACGUGUGCGAGGCGUACGGCUUCCUGGCCAACAAUUACCAGCCCGGUGAUGCUGUCUACCUAACGGGCUUCUCGCGCGGCGCCUUCACGGCCCGCAGCAUCGCGGCGCUGAUCGACGCCGUCGGACUGUUGACGAAGACGGCCAUGCGGCACUUCUUCCGCGUGUUUGAGGACUUUGAGCGUGCGGGCCAAGAAGGCCAUGAGACUUCCAUCACGCAGGAGAUCCGGGACUUCAAAAUUGAGAUGCCCUCCGCAAAGAAGCCGUUGAUCGAGAGGCGGAAAGAGUAUCUUGCACAGUAUCUCAAGGAACUAAUGCGGCUGGACAAGACACGGGAAAUUCCUAUUCAAGCAAUCGGGGUCUGGGACACCGUCGGCGCCCUCGGUAUUCCCACUAUCGCGCACCUCCAACGUCUCGGCCUCCCUUCCUUCCUAGCCGAUCCGCUCAUGGUCCCCAACCCCUAUCGCUUCACCGACACGACCAUCGGCAAGAACGUCCGCUUCGCCUUCCAGGCGCUCGCGCUCGACGAGGAGCGUACCAGCUUCAUGCCGACGGUCUGGGAGCAGCCCGACGCCGCUGACGACGACGACAACAACAACAACAACAACAACAACAACAACAACAGCAACAGCACAACCGUCCUGAAGCAAGUCUGGUUCCCAGGCACGCACGCCAACGUCGGCGGCAGCGAGUCGGACAGCGGGCUGGCAGACGUGUCGCUGGCCUGGAUGAUGAGCGAGCUGGAAAAAGCCGGGCUCGAGUUCGACGAGAGCUACCUGGCCGACCAGUGGCGCCAGAACCGCUUCGAGUACGCCGAGCGCGAGGCGGACCGCAAGCUCAUCUCGCACGCGUCGUCGUUCUUCCACCACCCCGUCUCCACCCUCGCCUCCGCCACCUCCACCACCCUCCUCCGCCUCCUCCGCUCCCCGCUCUCCUUCCUCCCGGCCACCGUCGGCUCCCACCACGACGAAAAGGACGACGAGCAGGUGGACAGCGAGGAGGCACGCGCCCUCCGCGCCGCCGCCCGCGACGAAUCCGAACCCCACUGGGCCCUGACCCGCCUCGACGACUCGGCCGCCAACGUCACGGCGCUGGGCGGCCUCGCGCCACGCACGCCGCGCGCCCACCGCCGCGUCGACUACGCGACGGGCAAGCAGACGAGCGAGAUCCUGCAGGGCACGCGCGAGCGCGUGCAUGCGAGCGUGCGGGUGCGGGUGCAGGCGCGCGGCAGGGGGUACGAUGGGCAUGGCGUGUAUCGCGCUGAGGCGUUGAGGAGGAAUGGGUGGGUGCUGGAGAGGGGGGAGGGGGAUCAGGGGGGGCAGCAGGGGCGGUGGAGGUGGGUUAAUAAGGAUGGCGGGAAGGAGGUCAGAGGGAAGGUAUUGGAGGAGGAUGAGUUAGGAAGGUUCGAGGUUAUGUUGUUGAGGGAGGAUGCGGAUGUUGCGGCGUGGGUGCUCGGCAUCGUUCCUAUACACUUCGCCGCCGCGUCUAUGAAGUCCUCCACGCACCGCCGUAAAAUGAACGACUACACUGAAGACGACGAUGACAACGACUUAUUUGAGCACAAUGACCGCCACAAGAAGAGCAACAAGGCCAAUAACCCCGACACGCAGAUUCCUUCAGUGGAAUGCUCCGUUGCCUUCGAUUUUGAGCUUGAAGAGGAUUUCGACGAAGAGGAGCUUUGGCAGGAGGUUGGACCACUGAAGAGGAAGAAACGCUACCGUCACUUCUCGAACAGGAGGUCUUUCAAAGCCAGCUCCGCGAAGACCUGUUCUUCAUUCAGGUCGUUCUGUCGCGCCUAUAUCGACGGUAUUGUCGUCUUUAGCCGCACCAAGCAGGAACACAAGGAGCACAUCCGGAGCGUGCUUAAACAGAUGGAUCUGCUCGGAAUCAGCCUCGCCCCUACCAAGACUUUUGUCGGCUACCCUUGCACCACUUUACUCGGGCAGAGGGUCUUCUCCUUUGGCCUUGGUACCGCUCAGGAAAAGGUUCAAGCCAUUCUCGAUAUGCCUUUUCCUGAGACUCUGAAGGACCUAGAGCAUUGGUUGGGCAUGACAGGCUACAUCAGCAGCCGCAUUCCAUAUUACGCUGAGAUGGUCAAACCGCUCCAAGAUCAGAAGACCUUUCUUCCCCCGACGGCAGGUAACGCCUUUUGUGACUGGGUCGUACGAAUGUUUUUCUGGUCAUCCAUCUCCCUCUAUCUCGUUUUCCCGAUCCGAGACAUGUUGCUUUUCUUUCCUUACAUGUAG